Eruca vesicaria subsp. sativa (arugula) is the source of this 1895-nucleotide messenger RNA. The record is from the annotation of a GenBank genome assembly. NCBI's taxonomy places the organism in Eukaryota, Viridiplantae, Streptophyta, Magnoliopsida, Brassicales, Brassicaceae.
UCCUUAUUGGCCUUAACAAGGCGCAACGCGUUUUCCAUCCAAAAAAAUGAAUAAGUCUUUAUACUUCGUAUCUUCUCUUCUCAUUAAUCUGUGUUUUCGUCAACCUUCCUCCUGUUUUCUUGAUACUCUGCUCCUAAAAUCUCUAAACAUUCAGAUCCAACCUCGAUACUUUUAUCAUCUUAUUGCAUCAUCCUGUUCAACUCUCACGUUCUUACUCUCUCCAUGAAUGAGAAACGGAGAUCCAUCUUUAGUUCGAUGUUCAAAAGGCCUUCUCUAGUGGCUUUUGUGGUCUUUCUCAGCUUCAGUUCAUGUUGUUCGCUUAAGGAAGAAGGUUUAGAUAAAGAUAGACUGGAGAAAGAUCUAUGGUCUGAUGAAGAUUCUGCGAUUAUGAAAGCAGUUGGGUUUCACAGGAAAGCACUUAUACCUCGUGACGCAUUAACAUAUGACAGCUUGCCUUCAAGAAGAAACAGCCGUGAGGCUCCUGCUGCAACUAUCACACCACCAUCAUCUCCACAACCUUCUCAAAACAAUAUUACAACCAAAUCUUCGGAUCCAGGAACUACACAUGAUCUUUCUCCUUCUCCUUCACCUCCUCCUCCUCCUCCUCCUCCUCCUACUACGUUUGUGCCUCUUGCAAACUCCCCCACUCCAAAAAGGUCUGGUUCUUCUUCAGUGGUUGUUCCUGUAGUUGUUACUUGCGGAUGCAGUGUUGUUCUCCUCCUCCUUGUAGCUACCGGUGUGUUCUACUUCAGAAAUAAAGUAGGGAAGGCAGUGAAUCCAUGGCGUACAGGUCUUAGUGGACAACUUCAGAAAGUGUUUGUAACUGGUGUCCCAAUUCUCAAAAGAGCUGAGAUUGAAGCUGCAUGUGAAGAUUUUAGUAAUGUCCUUGGAUCAUGUCCUAUUGGGAAACUGUUUAAAGGAACACUAUCAAGUGGAGUUGAGAUAGCUGUUGCUUCUAUUGAGACUACUAGUGCCAAAGACUGGAAAGACAAUGCAGAGAUUCAGUUUAUGAAGAAGAUUGAAAUGUUAUCCAAGAUAAACCACAAGAACUUUGUAAACCUUCUUGGAUACUGUGAAGAAAAUGAACCUUUCACCAGGAUCUUGAUCUUUGAAUAUGCACCAAACGGUUCACUCUCUGAACAUCUACACUGUAAAGAAUCAGAAAACUUGGAUUGGGGAAUGAGGUUAAGAAUCUUAAUGGGUUUAGCAUAUUGCCUUGACCAUAUGCACCAACUAAAUCCACCAAUAGCUCACACAAACCUCGUCUCAUCAUCACUUCAUCUCACAGAAGACUAUGCUGUAAAGCUAGCCGAUUUCACUUUUGGUCCAUCUGAAACAGAAACGUGCAACAACACCAAAGACACAGACACUGAAGACAACGUUUACAGCUUUGGUUUACUAUUAUUCGAAAUGAUAACCGGAAAACUUGUGGAAUCGGUUAACAGACCUGACUCAGUAGAUACAGGGCUAGUUGAUUUCUUGAGAGGAGAGAGUCUAGCCAAUAUGGUGGAUCCAGCACUGGAGUCUUAUGAUGACAAGAUUGAGAAUAUAGGUGAAGUGAUCAAGUCAUGCAUCAGGACUGAUCCUAAAGAGAGACCUACAAUGAAAGAAGUCACCGGGUGGCUACGGGAGAUUACAGGAAUCUCGCCAAGUAAUGCUACACCGUCACUAUCACCUCUUUGGUGGGCAGAGUUAGAGGUUUUGUCUAUGGCGUAAGAGACACCAACAAGAGAUGUAAGUAUGUUGAAAGAUGUGUGAGUUUUUGUUAAGUGUAAUUUGUAGUUUAACUACACAAAGUGAUAAAAAAACAAAACUGAAGGUGGGCUUCAGUUCAAGUUUCAAGCGAAUCUAUAAUUAGUGUAUAUACUGAAGUUAUAAAAUGAACAUGAAAAGUU